Aspergillus japonicus CBS 114.51 is the source of this 1326-nucleotide messenger RNA. Its product is annotated as putative iron-sulfur cluster-binding protein. The record is from RefSeq and is a predicted model, not a curated record. The coding region runs from base 19 to 1326 and encodes 435 amino acids. The transcript is spliced from 5 exons. Gene Ontology annotation, molecular function: 2 iron, 2 sulfur cluster binding. NCBI's taxonomy places the organism in Eukaryota, Fungi, Ascomycota, Eurotiomycetes, Eurotiales, Aspergillaceae.
CUAUCUUUGUUCGUCAUAAUGGAAGCAUCGUACUCAGUAGCUCCACCAGCUUUAACAACACCUCUAGUAGUUGGACUGCUAGUCGGAUUAGCCUUGUUGUAUCAGACCUGGACCCAUCCUUUGCUCCAAACCUACUUCAAAUAUACUCCUAGACACACCAAGCUCCCUUCACCCGAGCCAUCUCUCGAGCACGAAGAAAUCAUCGCAAUUAGCAAAGAGCCCGAUUACCCUGCCAAUUGGUGGACAGGAGCUAACACAUAUGAACUCGAACGUCGCGCAGUCUUCAGUAAACACUGGCUCUGCCUCUCGCACCGCAGUCAAUUCUCCAAACCAGGCGACUACCACGCCUUUACUGUCGCCGGAUUCCCCAUAUUCCUGAUUCUAGGCAAGGACGGCGAGCUCCGGGCCUUUCACAACGUGUGCCGCCAUCGCGCAUACCCGGUCACUCGGAAGGAUCGCGGCUCGUCCACCGUUCUCGGCUGUCGGUACCACGGCUGGAGCUACAACAGUCUCGGGCAGCUCAUCAAGGCGCCGCACUUUGACGGGGUGACGGGAUUCGAUCGCGCGCAGAAUGCCCUGUUCGCUGUGCAUACCUUUACGAGCCGGGCGGGCUUCGUGUUUGUGAACUUGGAUGCCAACUUGACGGUUCCGCCGCCGGAGGUAGGGUUGCUUGAUGAGUUUGCACCGCGGUCGAGAUGGGAAGGUGGGCAGACAGUUGAGGGCCAAGUCAAUUGGAAGUUGUGUAUGAGGGUUGCCGAGUCUUUGAUCGAGCAGGAGAGUAUAAGGAGUGCAGGAAUCCAGCGAAAGUUCCUUUGUUGGUUGUUGGAUAGGCUUGGGCUCUCAAAAGAGGGCGACGAAAGCAUAAGCGUCUUCCCGAUCACGACAGUCCAGACAAUUGAGAGAACGGCAUAUUGGUUCACAUUGACCUGCAUCCCGGUGUCUGCGCAGAGGACUUCUUUCAGACUUGAUUUGUACAGCAGCAGCAGCAGCAGCACGAGGGUCUCUGAAACUGAAGCUAUAGCGCAGGAGACGGCUAAUCAGCUCCAGAAAACAGUUGCUGAGCUGGAGACAGAAUAUCGCUUCAACCUUGAGAAUACUAGGUAUGACUCGACUGGACGUGCAAAAACCAUAUCUGACAACACCCUGAUAGGCAUGCAACAAGCUGUCCUUGAUGCACUGAAGGCCCAUUUAAAGUUGGAAAGGCAACAAGGAGUCGAAGUGUUCCCCGCCAUGAGGAAGCCCAGGGAGAAUGCAAGGUUUGAGCAGGCGGAGCAACUUUGCAAGGAGCUGGAUUGUGUAGAUCGAGGCCAGGACAUGUCCUGGUGA